This is a messenger RNA of Ctenopharyngodon idella (grass carp), 1548 nucleotides long. RefSeq names its product ring finger protein 175 (gene rnf175). Gene Ontology annotation, molecular function: ubiquitin protein ligase activity; metal ion binding. The transcript has 9 exons. Gene Ontology annotation, cellular component: endoplasmic reticulum membrane; Golgi membrane. The coding region runs from base 130 to 1071 and encodes 313 amino acids. Lineage: Eukaryota; Metazoa; Chordata; Actinopteri; Cypriniformes; Xenocyprididae. The record is from RefSeq and is a predicted model, not a curated record.
AGUUUCAAAUGAUUCAAUGAAGAGAAUCGACUCACCGGAAUGAUUCGUUUACGAUGGAACACGAGCAUGAUGUCUGCCGGUAGAAACGGAGCCAUUAAUAGAUGACUGGAAUCUUGACCGAUAUUAAUAAUGGCUGACCUACAACCCCAGGACGAUCUUUUGAAAAUGUCUCACAGAGAAUCAUGGAAGAUGCAGCACGAGAGGUUGCAUGUGAAGCAUCGAGGUCAUGAGGCCAUGCAUGCCGAGAUGGUUCUAAUACUCAUCGCCACACUAGUGGUUGCUCAGAUUGUCCUGGUUCAGUGGAAACAAAGACAUUGCAGAUCCUACAACAUGGUCACACUAUUGCAGAUGUGGGUGGUUCCUCUAUACUUCACCAUUAAGCUUUAUUGGUGGCGUUUCCUGUCCACAUGGGGCAUGUUCUCCGUCAUCACCAGCUAUGUUAUAUUCAGAGCCACACGCAAGCCUCUCUCUGGCAGAACGCCACGGAUGGUGUAUAAGUGGUUCCUCCUCAUUUACAAGCUGAGCUACGCUGUGGGUGUGAUCGGAUAUCUCGCCAUCAUGUUUACCAUGUUUGGAUUUAAUGUUUUUUUCAGGAUUAAAGCAGAGGACUCGAUGGAUGUGGGUGUGAUCAUGCUUUUCUAUGGUCUGUACUAUGGGGUAAUGGGACGUGACUUUGCUGAAAUCUGCUCAGACUACAUGGCAUCCACUAUAGGGUACUAUAACAUGGGUGGUAUGCCAUCCCGAAACCUUAGUAAUGACAUAUGUGCCGUGUGUGGUCAGAAGAUUUUUGUGGACGUAGAUGAGGAAGGCAUCAUUGAGGACACCUACCAGCUCUCCUGUAACCACAUAUUUCAUGAAUUCUGUAUUCGUGGCUGGUGCAUUGUGGGAAAAAAGCAGACGUGUCCAUACUGCAAUGAGAAGGUGGACCUCAAAAGGAUGAUGAAUAACCCCUGGGAGAGAACACAUGUUUUAUAUGGACAACUUCUGGAUUGGUUGAGGUACCUGGUCGCCUGGCAACCCAUCAUAAUUGGAAUUGUGCACGGAAUAAAUUUUUCACUUGGACUUGAAUAAACACCAACAGUAUUUGAUUCAGUUUAAAACUGUGCAUGUGUUGACCUUUUUGAAUAUUUAUUUGUAAAUUUUACACUUUAUAAUAUAAAUCAGACAGCUGCUUUUUUGCUUUUUAAAUUCAUUAAAUACAUAGAAACAGACUUAUUCAGAUACACAGCACUCCUUCAGAAGUGACCUACACUGAUACAUCAAUCAAAGACAUACAGAAGCCCCUCUAAAGCUGCUGUCUAUCACUCCUAAUCGAAACUGUGCCUCAUUUUGUCUGUCUGUUUGUUUAAUCGUUUAGCAUUGUAAUGGUGUUUGAUGUAGGUGUGGAUAUUAAGUGGUUAUGUUUUUGUUAAGGUACAAAGGGUGAGGAGGGAUGAUUGCCAAAGCUGCACUCAGUAUUUUUUAUUUUAUGUUGAGCUGGCCAACACGUCAAAUCUCAUGAGGUGACCUGCUCGGUGUAAAAUUAAAUCCUUUUUAUGUGGCUACUGA